AUGAUUGACCAACUGCCUACAGCAAAGUCGUCGUUGGAUAAUGAAUCCUCUCUCCCCAGCCUUUCCGACAAUUCCACUGUUUACUCAUCCGAGCCGCAUCGAGAAUUCCCAUCGCAAUUGGGGGGAGACAGAACGACUGUUGGCUUUCUUCGGCGCCGCUUUCCAUCGGUACGGCCUCAGAAGCGCCAAGAAACCGACCAAGGUGGACUGAAAGGUCCUUUUGGACUUCAGUUAUUACACGCCUCGCCGCAACCUCUGAUUGAUAUUGUAUUCGUACAUGGGCUUCGUGGCGGAUCAUUUAAGACAUGGCGCAAAGGGGACGACUCUCAGCUGUUCUGGCCUCAAUAUUGGCUCCCGAUGGAAACCGAUCUGCGUAAUGCAAGCAUACACUCCUUUGGGUAUGAUAGCGAUCGAGGGAGCCUCAAUCCAGGUGUGCUUAACGCACACGACUUCGGACGAACUCUUUACGGGGAACUGGGGUCAUCGCCCUAUUUGGGACGGAAUUCUAACUCUCCGAUUAUCAUGGUGGGACACUCCAUGGGCGAACUAGUGAUCAAGAAGGUGUGCUUCUUCCGCCCCCAGGGGAUCCAACUUCAGACUAACCAGCAACAAGGCAUAUAUAUUAGCCCACGAAGACCAUACCCAUCCCUAACUUUCUAG
Molecule: messenger RNA, 660 nt
Organism: Xylaria bambusicola
Lineage: Eukaryota; Fungi; Ascomycota; Sordariomycetes; Xylariales; Xylariaceae
Exons: 3
Coding region: 1-660 (219 amino acids)
Source: RefSeq, a predicted model, not a curated record